AUGGGACAAGCUGCUGGGCCGCACGUCCCUAGCGCAGCACCACCCCGCCUUCCCUCGAUGCGGAACGAGGUGGGGGUCUCCAACCCCGCCCGCCCGUCCCGGUGCAGCGGCACAAGACGCCAGCUCGGGCUUUACCUCCGACAGCUCCCGGCGGAACGACGCGCGUGUCCGCCAGCGCCCCCAGCGGCGGCGGGGGGGGAGGAGGUGUCGCGCCCUCCCUCCGCCGCGCCCCUUCUCCUCCCGCCGGAGCGGAGCUCCUGCUCCCCGCUGCCGUACCGACUGCCUCCCAACCCCGGCCGGCCGGGCUCCCGCGCUCCUUCCGUGCCUGGUGUGACGCAGUUCCUGCCCGCCCGGUCAAGUAUGGAUCCUGAAGCUGAGAUAAAGAAGCAAGUAAACCCCUUCUAUGGCAAUAUCUGCAUAAUCUGGAGUGCUUCUGCAUUGAACUUGCAGACUCAUUUUCUUGGUUUCAAACACAAGAUGACUGAAGAAGCACUGAAAGCUCAUGGCAUUGGUUUCUGCUGUACACCGUUCCUAGAAUUUGGUUUGAAAGGUGGCUGUGGGGAGCAAGUGAAAACACCUGCAAAACUCCCUGAUUAUGUGGAAACUGAGCCAGAGAGGUUUCAUGGACAGAACUUGGAAGAACAGCUUAACAUGUGUAAAAGUUCAGAACCUUUACCCAGUCUCAAUUAUAUAAUUGAAUGUCCAUCAGAAGAGAAUUUCCCUUUUCUGUCAGCUGUCAGCUGUGCCACUGUAAAACAGGAUUGAGUACUAUGUUUAUACAUGUUUGUGGUUCCAAGCAUAGACUGGCAUACCUGGCUGUAUCCAGAGUAUUGUGUACAGUUUUGUGCUUCUGCAGACAAGAAAGCUAUUGAUUAAAUUGAGCAAGUCCAGCAGAGAGCUGCUACGAUG
This is a messenger RNA of Calypte anna (Anna's hummingbird), 909 nucleotides long. RefSeq lists its product as uncharacterized. The record is from RefSeq and is a predicted model, not a curated record. Lineage: Eukaryota; Metazoa; Chordata; Aves; Apodiformes; Trochilidae. The transcript has 9 exons. Bases 1 to 765 code for a protein of 254 amino acids.